Molecule: messenger RNA, 1806 nt
Organism: Juglans regia (Persian walnut)
Lineage: Eukaryota; Viridiplantae; Streptophyta; Magnoliopsida; Fagales; Juglandaceae
Product: probable protein phosphatase 2C 63
Exons: 4
Coding region: 188-1336 (382 amino acids)
Biological process (GO): protein dephosphorylation
Molecular function (GO): protein serine/threonine phosphatase activity; cation binding
Source: RefSeq, a predicted model, not a curated record
GAAUUUCCCUCUCUCUCUCUCUCUCUCUCUCUCUCUCUAACGCGCCAUUCCCACGUUUCCUUUCUUUAACCUCUCUCUUUGUUCAAAGCUCGUUAGCCACCAAACCCCACGUCUUUUCCAACACAUUUGACAAGGAUCGGAGACAGUACCAAACUCAUUUUCUCACGCAGAGACCGAUUCUAGAGAGAUGUUGGAGCUGUGCAGGGGACCAUUGGGGAGGUGCUUUGGUGGAGGAAGGGAUAGGGAUGGGCUUCUGUGGCACACGGACUUGAAGCCCCACGCAUUAGGGGACUACUCCUUCGCCGUGGUGCAAGCCAACUCGUUUCUCGAAGACCAGGGACAAGUUUUCACCUCUCCUUCCGCUACCUACGUCGGUGUCUACGACGGCCAUGGCGGCCCCGAAGCUUCUCGCUUCAUCACCCACCACCUUUUCCCUUUCCUUCACAAAUUUGCAACAGAAGAGGGUGGAUUGUCAGAGGACGUUAUCAAGAAGGCAUUUGAUGCCACAGAACAGGAAUUCUUACACCUGGUGAAGCGAUCUUGGCCGGCUCAACCGCAGAUUGCUUCAGUGGGUUCAUGUUGUCUCGUUGGGGCAAUUUCGAAUGAUGUUUUAUAUGUGGCUAAUCUUGGGGACUCGAGGGCUGUUCUGGGUCGCAGAGGCUCAGGAAUGGUUAACAGUCCGGUGGUGGCAGAGCGGUUAUCUACUGAUCAUAAUGUAGGAGUGGAGGAGGUGAGGAAAGAAGUCAAGGCGCUUCACCCUGAUGAUUCACACAUUGUGGUGUAUUCCCGAGGAGUUUGGCGAAUCAAGGGCAUUAUUCAGGUCUCAAGAUCAAUUGGAGAUGUAUAUCUGAAGAAACCUGAGUUCAACAGAGGUCCUCUUUUUCAUCACUUUGGUCCACUCAUUCCUUUAAAAAGACCUGUAAUGACAGCGGAACCCUCAAUAGUGAUUCGGAAAUUAAACCCAGAUGACAUGUUUUUGAUAUUUGCAACGGAUGGUCUCUGGGAACAUUUAAGUGAUGAAGCAGCUGUUGAAAUUGUCUUAAAAAAUCCGAGAGUUGGAAUAGCAAAGCGAUUGGUGAGAGCUGCCAUUCAGGAAGCUGCAAGGAAAAGAGAGAUGAGAUAUGAAGACAUAAAAAGAAUUGAAAGGGGGGUAAGGCGUCAUUUUCACGAUGAUAUUACUGUCAUAAUCAUGUAUCUGGAUCAUUCACGAGGUUCUUCUGUAAACGGUGGAUACAAGGAUCACUGCCUCGUCGACUGCACUAGUGCCCCUGUAGAUAUCUUCUCCCUAAAUACAGAUGCGGAUGAGGCAGAGGUCUCACUUCAUGCUGUCUCCUAAACGGAACCAUAAAUAACAAUAUCUGGUAAUCUGUACUCAAAAGUUACAAGUUACUAUAGGAAAAGGUACGUCUGGCUGGAAGACAGGACAGGGUUUGAGAAUCAAUAUCACAGGAGGGGGGUUUGUACAUAAUAUAGCGAAUGAGGGUUUUACAUAUUGAAGCUGCUGCUGACUUCCCAGCUUGGGUUUAGGCGGCCUCGUUUUGCAUACCUUUAGUUCUGGGAACAGUUUUUGUGAAUUAGUUUGUUCUUAAUUUCUUUUUCCCUUCAAUAUUAUGCUUAUUGGAAAUAUUAGUUUAGGCUUUUGGAUUGAGUAUCUUUGUUAUGCUUGUAUAUGUAUAUACAGGAAAUGUACAAGAGGAAGAUUUAGUUUAGGGCUGCAAAUGAACAAAGCAGCUUAUGAACUCAUAUAUACUUGGUUCGAAUUCAGCUCAUUUAAUAAAUGGGAUGUGCAUAAACUAAUAUUGGCUC